UACUUUUUUGUUGUUGUUGUUGUUGCAGAGCAUGUGCUUAAUAUGAGCAACUAAGAAAUAAAUAUAAAAACACUUUCACUCAUCAACCACUGUUUGAGGAGCAUGCUCUCGCUGCGUGACAGGUGAUAUUCCACCCAAACUCUGUAUGCCAUGGGCUCUCCAACCCUGUUCCUACAGCUACCCAGUGCUUAAUUUGGGAAAUCAAGUGAAAUCUGUUCGGGAACAUCGACUGUUGCUCUGCAACAAUACAGCUGCUAUUAGCUAAAUGUUAGCUUGCUUGUCCUAAAUCCAGCAGCUAGCCUCUUGUAAAUAGCUGGCUAACACCAGUCACCUGAAAGCUAGCUAAUGAACAGGCAAAGAAAUGUAGCUAGCUAUAUUUGUUCAUGGAAGAUUUGUUACACAAAUAACUUCAUCCAUUAGCUAGCUAGAGCUAGACAACAACAUAUAAUCUCAACACAGAAGGUAGCUAACGAUAACUAGUUCACUUUCAAAUGCCAGUGCUAAAUAUUUCCACAAAACAUAGAUGGCUAACUACAUCAGUUCAAAACCAACACCAAACUUUGUGGAAAGUGUCACGAUGCUACCUUGCAAUGCAAUUUGGCUUUUGCAACUCUAGCUAGCUACUCUGUAGUCCAAUCUACGGCAAGAUCUUGCCAUAUUUCACUGUCAGACAGGACACAACUCAAACUGUAGCUGAGAAAACAAUACAGAUGUAAACAGCAUGUUGUCCACUGCAGUGAGCAAAUGCUUGCUUGCUAACAUCAGGACAAACUCACCAGUUUCAAGCAUCCAGAAUAAAUUAAAGUAUGCUCCUUCUCCUGUCUUGACAUUUUUAUCCAAAUCUGUUUAGAUCAACAGUGCCAAACUAACAACUGCCAUUUGGCCAGCUAGAUUAUUUUUACAGUUCCAAUCUGGAUGCUGGACAGGCCCAUGUGUUGGAUAUUUGUCAACAACUCUGCCAUGCACUGCCAUUCCAGUGGUGAGGGGCUAAUGAGGGCAAGAAAUAUGUUACGAAAUAUUUGUUUUCUUCUCAAUUGCAACAAAGGUUGAAGCUAAUGCAGUGAAGCUAAUGCAGUCAGGCUCCACAUUACUACAAGAAAAAACUGCUUGGUCAAUUAAACAUGAUGGUCUUGCAAGUGUAAAAUCAAAGCUUGCUUUCAUAUACACUGAACAACAAUAUAAACACAACAUGUAGAGUUUUGGUCCCAUGUUUCAUGAGCUGAGAUAAAAGAUCACAGAAAUGUUCUAGAUGCACAAAAAGCACAUUUCUUUAUUUUUUUGGCACAAAUUUGUUCACGUCCUGGUUAUUGAGCAUGUCUCGAAAUGCAAGAUAAUCCAUCCACCUGACAAGUGUGGCAUAUCAAGAAGUUGAUUAAACAGCGUGUUCAUUACACAGGUGCACCUUUUGCUGGGGAUAAUAAAAGACCGCUCUAAAAUGUGCAGUUUUGUCACACAAUACAAUGCCGCAUGUCUCCAAGUUUUGAGGGAGCAUGCAAUUAGCAUGCUGACUAAGAAUGUUCACCAGAGCUGUUGGCAGAAAAUGUAUUGUUCAUUUCUUUACCAUAUGCCGACUCCAACUACGUUUGAGAGAAUUUGUCAGUACGUCCAACCAGGCCUCUCAAUCGCAGACCAUGUGUAUGGUAUCGUGCGGACGAGCGGUUUGCUGGUGUCAACAUUGUGAACAGAGUGCCCCAUGGUGGCGUUAUGGUAUGGGCAGGCAUAAGCUACGAACAACAUUGCAUUUUAUCGAUUGUCAAUUUGAAUGCACAAAAAUACCACAAUGAGAUCUUGAGGCCCAUUGUGAAGACCUUUUUUUUAAGGUAGCUGUAACCAACAGAUGCAUAUCUGUAUUCUCAGUCAUGUGAAAUCCAUAGAUUAGGGCCUAAUGAAGUUUUCAAUUAACUGAAAUGUACUAAAAUCUUUGAAAUGGUUGCGUUUUAUGUAUUUGUUCAGUAUAAUUUUUUUCAAACAUUGGAGAAGUUUAGCCUCUCGCUUCAAUGUUCUUGGUUAUUGCGGAAAUGUACCCACCAUGCUAUUUACUUUGCACCUAUAGCCUAUGUUAUAUCGCUGAGUCUACCUUUAAACUCAGAAUAUGCUAUUCGUUUUUUAAAAAUGUUUUUAUUGUCUUAAUUCCUAUAAACUAUCAAAAUAAAGUCGCACACUCCAUGUACAAUCUCCCAGCAAUGUAAUGGGUAUUUACCAACGUUUCGGCAUCACUGUGCCUUCCUUAAUUACUGCCAAAAGAUUUAUUAGACGGUUUAAAAUGUAGACAACGUGCGUGCGUCAUUGUUGGAUUAUUCUAGUGUAGGCCUACCUCAAGUGGAGAUGUUGUUUCUUACCUUCACCAGCUUGGGGCGGCACACCAGAAAGUCCAGGACCCAAUUGCACAGGGUGGGGUUGAGACCCAGGGCCUCCAGCUUAAUGAUGAGCUUGGAGGGUACUAUGGUGUUGUAUGCUGAGCUGUAGUCAAUGAACAACAUUCUUACAUAGGUAUUCUUACAGAUGGGAUAGGGCAGUGGGAUGGUGAUUGCAUCGUCUGUGGACCAGUUGGGGCGGUAUGCAAACUGAAGUGGGUCUAGGGUGGCAGGUAACAUGGAGGUGAUAUGAUCCCCGACUAGUCUCUCAAAGCACUUCAUGAUGACAGAAGUGAGUGCUACGGGGCGAUAGUCAUUUAGUUCAGUUAUCUUUGCCUUCUUCGGUACAGGAACAAUGGUGGCCAUCUUGAAGCAUGUGGGGACAGUAGACUGGGAUAGGGAGCAAUUUAAUAUGUCCGUAAACACACCAGGACGCGGCUAGGGAUGCCGUCUGGGCCAGCAGCCUUGCAAGGGUUAACACGUUUAAAUGUCUUACUCACGUCGGAAACAGAGAAGGAGGGGGGGCAGUCCUUGUUAGCGGGCCGCGACUGUGGCACUGUAUUAUCCUCAAAGCGGGCAAAGACGGUGUUUAUUUUGUCUGGAAGCGAGACGUCGUUGUCCGUGACGUAGCUGGUUUUCUUUUUGUAGUCCGCAAUUGCCUGUAGACCCUGCCACAUACGUCUCAUGUCUGAGCCGUUGAAAUGCGACUCCACUUUGUCACUAUACCGACAUUUUGCUUGUUUGAUUGCCUUGCGGAGGGAAUAACUACACUGUUUGUUUUCAGCCAUAUUCCCAGUGGUUAAAUGCGGUGGUUCGCGCUUUCAGUUAUGCCCGAAUACCACCAUCCAUCCACAGUUUCUGGAUAGGGUAGGUUUUAAUAGUCACAGUGGGUACAACAUCUCCAAUGCACUUCCUUAUAAACUCACUCACCGAGUCGAUGUUGUUCUGAGGCUGACCGGAACAUUUCCCAAUCGCGUAAUCAAAACAAUCUGGAAUCGUGGAUUACGAUUGGUCAGACCAGCAUUGAAUGGUGCUAGUCAUGGGUACAUCCUGUUUGAGUUUCUGCCUUUAGGACGGUAGGAGCAAGAUGGAGUCGUGGUCGGAUUUGCCGAAGGGAGGGCGAGGGAGGACCUUGUAUGCAUCGUGGAAGUUAGAGUAGCAGUGAUCGAGUGUAUUGCCCGUGCUGCAAUCGAUAUGUUGAUAGAAUUUAGGUAGCCUUGUUCUCAAAUGUGAUUUGCUAAAAUCCCCAGCUACAAUAAAUGCAUCCCCAGAAUAUAUGGUUGCCAGUGUACAGAGUCCAGUGAAGUUCCUUGAUGACCGUCGUGGUGUCUGCUUGAGGGGGUAUAUACACAGCUGUGAUAACUGAUGAGAAUUCUCUUGGGCGAUAAUAUGGCCGGCAUUUGAUUGUAAGGAAUUCAAGGUUGGGUGAGCAGAAGGACUUGAGUUCCUGUAUGUUGUUAUGAUUACACCAUGAAUUGUUAAUCAUGAAGCAUACACCCCUGCCCUUCUUCUUCCCAGAGAGGUGUUUAUCUCUGUCGGUGCGACGCAUGAAGAAGCCCGUUGGCUGAACCGACUCUGACAACAUAUCCCGAGAGCGCCAUGUUUCCAUGAAACGGAGAAUGUUACAAUCUUUGAUGUCUCUCUGGAAGGCAAUCCCUCUGGAAGGCAACUGGACAUUGGCAAGUAGUAUACUUGGAAACGGUGAGCAAAGUGCACGCCUACGGAGCCUGACCAGGAGGCCGCUCCGUCUGCCUGUUCUGCGGCGACAUUGUUUUGGGUAGGCUUCUGGGAUUAGAUCCACUGUCCUGGGUGGUGGUCCAAACUAAGGAUCCGCUUCGGGAAAGGCAUAUUCCUGGUCGUAAUGUUGGACAGAGCUAGCCCGUCUCCCUCCACCCUGCCGGAGUCCACGGGUCACAACUCUCCCGGUAGCGCCUUACUGCUGAGUCUGAAGAGGGUGUCUGUGCGGCUGGUCGACUGCAGGAAAACACCAGGGCAGAGUGGAACUGUGAGAGAAGGACACGAGGAGGGAGAUGGAGAUUUGAUUUCAUCAAGGGACACUCCUAACCAUCGUUCUCUCAGUGGGAGGGACUUAUCAUCUGGGGAGCCUCAACAACAUCAUGUUGCUGACGAGACAGAGAAGAGUCUUUCGCAAUCAGAACACCUCAAACACCAGCACAAACGUACAGGGAAGAAAUCUCACCACAGCUGCUCUGACUGUGGGAAGAGUUUCACUACACGGAGGUCCUUCAUAAUUCACCAGCGAACACACACAGGAGAAAAACCUUAUAGCUGUGAUCAGUGUGGGAAGAGUUUUGCUCGAGCUUCUAACCUGACUACACACCAGCGAACACACACAGGAGAAAAGCCCUAUAGCUGUGAUCAGUGUGGGAAGAGGUUUGCUGCAUAUAACACCUUCAAAUAUCAUCUGAGAAUUUAUGAAGGGGAGAAGCCCUACCCCUGCCUUGAUUGUGGGAAAAACUUUGUUAAUGCAGGAGCCUUAACCAUACACCAGCGUGUACACACUGGAGAGAAGCCUUAUAGCUGUGAUCAGUGUGGAAAGAGCUUUGCUGUAGCUUCCACCCUGAAUAAACACCAGCGCAUACACACUGGAGAGAAGCCUUAUAUCUGUAAUCUGUGUGGGAAGAGCUUUGCUGUAUCAGAUAAACUAACUAUACACCAGCGCAUACACACUGGAGUGAAGCCUUAUAGCUGUGAUCAUUGUGGAAAGAGCUUCGCUUUAGCUUCCACCCUGAAUAAACACCAGCGCAUACACACUGGAGAGAAGCCUUAUAGCUGUGAUCAUUGUGGAAAGAUCUUUGCUCGAGCUUCCACCCUAACUAUACACCAGCGAACACACACAGGAGAGAAGCCUUAUAGCUGUGAUCAGUGUGGAAAGAGCUUUGCUUUAGCUUCCACCCUGACUGCACACCAGCGAACACACACAGGAGAAAAGCCUUAUAGCUGUGAUCAGUGUGGAAAGAUCUUUGCUGAAUCAGGGACCCUGAAUUCACACCAGCGAACACACACUAGAGAGAAACCCUAUGUCUGUCUAUGUGGAGAGAGCUUUGCUCGUUUAGGCCCAAUGAAAAAACACCAGAAAGCAAAAAUGUGCCAUAUUUCAUCUCCCUCCCUUCUGUCACCGGUUCCAGAUCCAUAAAUAAAGGAUCAGUAGAAAACAUACAGUGAACAGUCAUAUCCAUCUCCCAUUCUUAAACAGUUGCCUCAGUCUGCUCACCAUGGUAACCUCUGGAGCAUAAUAUGCAGCUCUGAUCUAGGAUCAGGUCUCCCCUGUGUCUAUGUAAUAUCACACAUUGAUCUAAAUGGAUAAAUGUUAUAGGGAACCUGUGUGUGUGUGUGUGGGAGGGAUGUUGAUAAUUGUAUCUUCUUUCAUAUACUCAUGAUACUAUUAUUAUUAAAUGUCAUUAUGUAGAAUAAUGUUUCAACAAUAACCGGAAGGUUGCUGGAUCGAAUCCCACACGGACAAGGUAAAAGAUCUGUCAUCUGCCCCUGAACAAGGCAGUUAACCCAUUGUUCCCCGGUAGGCCGUCAUUCCAAAUAAGGAUUUGUUCUUAACUGACUUGCCUAGUUAAAUAAAGGUUAAAUUAAAAGAAAAAUCAUAUAUUCAAUUGAUCAAUAAAUUCAAGCCAUUAUCUUCUAAACAAUAACUUUAAUUUGUUUUAUAAUAUCUAAAUUGAUUUGUUCCUAAAACUAAUCAAUAAUACAUUGGAUAAUAAUAUCCAUGAGGUCAAGGCAAGAACUAUGCAUGCUGUGUCUUGUAACAAUGGUUAAUGUAAUAACUUUUAGAUUUAUAAUGUAAUAUGUUGAUUGUUAAUUAUAAAAUAUUGAAUUGUUA
Salvelinus fontinalis (brook trout) is the source of this 6207-nucleotide messenger RNA. Its product is annotated as zinc finger protein 239-like. Lineage: Eukaryota; Metazoa; Chordata; Actinopteri; Salmoniformes; Salmonidae. The transcript is spliced from 3 exons. The record is from RefSeq and is a predicted model, not a curated record. Gene Ontology annotation, biological process: regulation of transcription by RNA polymerase II. Gene Ontology annotation, molecular function: RNA polymerase II cis-regulatory region sequence-specific DNA binding; DNA-binding transcription activator activity, RNA polymerase II-specific. Gene Ontology annotation, cellular component: nucleus. The coding region runs from base 4216 to 5511 and encodes 431 amino acids.